This is a messenger RNA of Coregonus clupeaformis (lake whitefish), 4096 nucleotides long. Its product is annotated as pleckstrin homology domain-containing family A member 5. The record is from RefSeq and is a predicted model, not a curated record. NCBI's taxonomy places the organism in Eukaryota, Metazoa, Chordata, Actinopteri, Salmoniformes, Salmonidae. The transcript is spliced from 30 exons. The coding region runs from base 31 to 3993 and encodes 1320 amino acids. Gene Ontology annotation, cellular component: cytosol. Gene Ontology annotation, molecular function: phosphatidylinositol-4-phosphate binding; protein binding; phosphatidylinositol-3,5-bisphosphate binding.
CGCUGCAAUUCAAUUGUGCUAUAGCCAGCCAUGGCGGCAGAUCUACGCCCGGAGUGGAUCUCUUGUCUCCCUUCUUCAUGGAGUUAUGGGGUCACUCGGGAUGGACGAGUCUUCUUCAUCAACGAAGAAGCAAAGAGUACAACCUGGUUGCAUCCAGUCAGUGGAGAGGCAGUGAUAACUGGCCAUAGGAAAACUACAGAUUUACCAACUGGAUGGGAGGAGGGAUUUUCGUUCGAGGGGGCUCGGUGCUUCAUAAACCACAAUGAGCGGAAGGUGACCUGCAAGCAUCCUGUCUCGGGCUGUCCCUCACAAGACAACUGCAUCUUUGUCGUCAACGAACAGUCCGCCCCCAAAGCUCCAGCGAAUGAAAAGAAGGAGCGUCCUCUGAGCACCAUGAGUAGUGAGGCCUCCAACUACACAGGCAGCUCGGACUACGCUACAUACCCUAGUAGCCCCGCAGCCAGACCCUCAAGAUCCUCCAAAAAAAUUCACAACUUUGGGAAGAGAUCCAACUCGAUACGGAGAAACCCCAAUGCAGUGGUCAUUAAGAGCAACUGGCUUUACAAACAGGACAGCACGGGGAUGAAGCUCUGGAAGAAGAGGUGGUUCGUGCUGUCAGAUAUGUGCCUCUACUACUACAGAGAUGAGAAAGAGGAGGGGUAUCCUCGGCAGCAUCCUCCUUUACAAAUGACUUUGUGGAUAGCAAAGGAAUGCCUGUCUUUUGUUUGUCAGGCUCUGGUAAACAGGAUAUUGGGAAAAGGAUUACUCAUUCAAUAUGUUCUUGUCUGUCUCGCUGUGUUUCUCUCUCUGCUGUCUUCUACGCACACACUAACAAUGCCUUGGUUUGUCUAUUGUGAGCGGAUCUUGAGUGAGGAGAAUCGGCUGCCUGUUUACCAGUCCAAGUGUUGCAUGGCGACACAUCCCAACAUGCGGACGUACUACUUUUGCACAGAUGCAGCCAAAGACAUGGAGUCAUGGAUGAAGGUGAUGACAGACGCUGCCCUGGUGCACUCCGAGCCUGUCAAGAGCAGGUCACUCAAAGUGGAACAGUGCGGUCCUCAGGAUGUCAGUAACCACGUUACCCAGAACCACAGACUGGUUCUAACCCGACCAGAGAUCCAGAACAACGAGAGGAACCGGGCCGAGGCCGACUGCGAACGGGAACAUCACACCGUCGCCGCCAUAACCACGGUAACUGCAGUCACCGCCAAGGAGGAGGAGGACAGGAAGCAUUAUGACGCUGAGCGCUACGGGUUCCAGAUGGAAGGGGCAGAGAGGGACCGGCCACUCACUAAGAUCACCAGCAUCAAACUAGAACCAGACCAGGCUUCUGCUUUACCUUCUGACAUCACACCAGACGGGCCCUACAGAGCCUCACAGGUGAACGGUGCUGGGGACCAGAGCCCAGGGGAGACGAUGACCAAUCCCCAGUCCCACCGGACCCCCUCUAUCCAGGGCAGCAUGACCCCCACCACCCCUACCCCCCAGUACCCCCACGGGGAGCCUGAACCCAGGACCCUGACCAGGACCAACUCCAUGCAGCAGCUGGAACAGUGGGUCCGCACACAGAGAGUACGCAACCAGGAUGAUGACACACACAGUGUCAUGUCGUACCAGACCCUGCCUAGGAACAUGCCCAGCCACCGAGCCCCUCCAGCCAUGCCACACUACGGGGACACUGGCUACCGUACUUUACCCAGGAACAGCAUGGCCCGGCCGGACAGUAUCUGCAGCAUGUCCCCCUCCAUGUAUGACCAGGCCCUGGGGCUGGGCCUGGGGCUCUCCUCUGCAGACAAGAGACGCUCCAUGAGGGAUGACACCAUGUGGCAGUUGUAUGAGUGGCAGCAUAGACAGGCCUUUACACCCACACGGCCUAUGUCGUCUACGCCCAGACCCUAUGGGACCCUGCCCAGCCCCAAGACCAUGAUCAACCUGUCUGAGCACCAGGGCCACAUUCACCACUCCAUCCCCCCCUCACCUUCCCAUGGGUCCCUGUCCAUGUACGGGGGCUACUCGCCCCUCCACUUCCCCUACAACCACAGCUCCAGUAGGUCUGAGGUGGCCAUGCCUGUAUACCGGGGGGAUGUCACUAUAGACAGAAGACACAGGACACCACAUCUCAACCAGUAUGCCUACCCGCCUGACAGGAGGUCGAUGCCAGCAGGGAUCCCUGUCCAGACCAUCACUGCCCAGUCUCUGCAAGGAAAAACGCCUGAGGAGCUGACCCUGCUGCUGAUAAAGCUGCGUCGGAAGCAGGCCGACCUAAACAGCGUCCGGGAGCACACUGUAGCACAGCUUAUGCAGCUUAACCUCCACGGUGGCCACAACCCAAAGAACGACAUUCUGUCUCAUCAUCUCCAAAGAAACCUCAUGUAUCUGGACAACCAGAUGAGCCCAGAGGACUACAGGGAACAUUCCUACGUGUGCAGGCCGGAGGAGGUCGAUAUUGAUGCCAAGCUGAGCAGGUUGUGUGAACAGGACAAGGUUGUGAGGACACACGAAGACAAGGUACAGCAGCUACACAGAGAGAAGCACACCCUGGAGACGGCCCUGCUGUCGGCCAGUCAAGAGAUAGAGAUGGGUGCUGAUAACCCAGCAGCCGUACACAGUGUUAUCCAGCAGAGAGACGUGCUGCAAAGUGGCCUGCUCAGCACCUGUAGAGAACUGUCACGAGUCAACACUGAGUUGGAGCGGUCGUGGAGGGAGUAUGAGAAGAUGGAGGGAGACGUCUCAUUGGCCAAGAACAACCUGCUGGAUCAGCUAGAGGCCCUGGGGAGCCCUCAGACGGAGCCCCCCAGCCAUCAGCAUGUCCACAUCCAGAAGGAGCUGUGGAGGAUCCAGGAUGUAAUGGAGGCCCUCAAUAAGAACAAGGCCCAGAGACACGCAGACACACAGGGAUACUACGGCUCUACACCCAUCUCCAACAAACACAAGAGUGAGGGUCCUGACUACAGGCUGUAUAAGAGUGAACCAGAGUUGACCACCGUUACAGAGGUGGAUGAAACCAACGGAGAGGACAGAUCAGAACAGUCUGACAGAGACCCAGCGAACACCAAAGGAAUGUCGUACCCCAUUGGCAUCGUUCCCCCCAGAACCAAAUCUCCCAACAUGCCAGAGUCUUCCAGCAUCACCUCCUACGUCACCCUGAGGAGGGGAGGGAGGCCAGACCCGCGCAUGGAGCGACCCCAUAGUGCGGUGGAGCAGCUGUGUGGUGGGGCUGUGGAGAAGGAGAGUGGCAGACCCAGGAUGAGUGUAGAGGAGCAGCUGGAGAGGAUCAGGAGACACCAACAGGGGGCGCUAAGAGAGAAGAAGAAAGGGCUUCACAUCCUGGCAGGAAGUAGCUGCAACAGCCAGCAGGACAACGCCACACACAGCCACAGUACCGCGUCAACACCAUCACGCAGCCCCUCGUUCACCAAGGAGAACCCCUUCCGCAGCAUGCAGCAGAAUCGUCGUCAGCGUGGCGAGGUGAUGAGCAGUGACAUCCUGGAGUUGGAGGCGUCACUCAGAGAACAGGAAGUGGUCAGAGAGCAGGAGACGCCGGCCGAGGAGAUAGCACGCCUUAAAGAGGCCACACACACUGACCACUACAACAUGGACAGAGAGCUGUCAGUCCCUGAGAAGGUGUUGAUUCCAGAGCGUUAUGUGGAGUCAGAUCCAGAGGAGGCUCUCAGUCCAGAGCAGGAGGCUGACAAACAGAAGAAAGUGGACCGCAUCAAAGCCCUCAUCGCCAAAAACAGUAUGCAGAAUGUGCUCUCUCCUCCUGGUCCAGAGAAGGAGGAUGAGGAGGAGGCCACAGCUCAGGAUCAGGAGAAAAUGAUCAACAUAUCCUAUGAACUGGCUGCUGAGGCCUCCAAACGCAGCAAGCUGGUGGCAGUGCGCAGCUUGUCGUCCUCCUCACCUCCUCCUGACCCCCAACCCUCCUCAUCUCCACCUCCUAACACACAGCCACCCCCCCAGCUCACUGACGGCUCCCACUUCAUGUGUGUGUAGUAGCAGCAGCACCCUGGCCUCAGUGAAGACCUACACGUGAGAGAUGUGUCAAAGGAGAGUUGAGGCUCCCGCUUAUUAUGAAGAAGACCUCUACCCUAGGACA